Molecule: messenger RNA, 1170 nt
Organism: Aplosporella prunicola CBS 121167
Lineage: Eukaryota; Fungi; Ascomycota; Dothideomycetes; Botryosphaeriales; Aplosporellaceae
Exons: 2
Coding region: 1-1170 (389 amino acids)
Biological process (GO): proteasome-mediated ubiquitin-dependent protein catabolic process
Cellular component (GO): proteasome regulatory particle, base subcomplex
Molecular function (GO): ATP binding; ATP hydrolysis activity; proteasome-activating activity
Source: RefSeq, a predicted model, not a curated record
AUGGCGCUCGACACUUUCUUCCACAACAAGAUCGAGAGCAUGAAGCUCGAGAUCAUCCAGGGCCAGUCCAAGCUCCGCCGUCUAGAAGCACAGCGCAAUGACUACAACUCGCGGGUGCGGUUACUACGGGAGGAGCUGGGUCUGCUGCAACAGCCUGGCUCGUACGUCGGCGAGGUCGUCAAGGUCAUGGGCACCAAGAAGGUGCUGGUCAAGGUGCAUCCCGAAGGCAAAUACGUCGUCGACAUCUCCGACCAGGUCGACAUCAGCAAGCUGACGGCCGGCAAACGUGUCACCCUCCUCAGCGACUCGUACAAGCUCGAGAAGCUGCUACCCUCGUCCGUCGACCCGCUCGUCUCGCUCAUGAUGGUCGAAAAGGUGCCCGACAGCACGUACGACAUGAUUGGUGGCCUGGACCAGCAGAUCAAGGAGAUCAAGGAGGUCAUCGAGCUGGGCCUUAAGCACCCGGAGCUGUUCGAAUCGCUCGGCAUCGCACAGCCGAAGGGCGUGCUUCUAUACGGGCCACCUGGUACUGGUAAGACGCUGCUGGCGCGUGCCGUGGCGCACCACACGGACUGCAAGUUCAUCCGUGUAUCCGGCAGUGAGCUGGUGCAGAAGUACAUCGGUGAAGGUUCGCGCAUGGUGCGUGAGCUGUUCGUUAUGGCGCGUGAGCACGCGCCUAGCAUCAUCUUCAUGGAUGAAAUCGAUAGUAUCGGUAGCAGUCGUGUCGAGGGCGCGUCGGGAGGUGACUCGGAAGUGCAGCGGACGAUGCUGGAGUUGCUAAACCAGCUCGACGGCUUCGAGCCGACCAAGAACAUCAAGAUCAUCAUGGCCACCAACCGUCUCGACAUUCUCGACCCCGCGCUUCUGCGCCCCGGCCGUAUCGACCGCAAGAUCGAGUUCCCCCCACCGACGGUCGAGGCCCGUGCCGACAUUCUGCGCAUCCACUCACGUUCCAUGAACCUGACGCGUGGCAUCAACCUUACCAAGAUCGCCGAGAAGAUGAACGGCUGCUCCGGUGCCGAGCUGAAGGGUGUUUGCACCGAGGCCGGCAUGUACGCCCUGCGCGAGCGCCGCGUCCACGUCACCCAGGAGGACUUCGACCUCGCCACGGCGAAGGUCCUGAACAAGCACGACGACAAGCAGAUGAGUUUGUCGAAGCUGUGGAAGUAA